AUACCAUGGUUGUAAGAUUGUCGGAUUGAGAACCGUAUUGCCAAGCAUUUCUCUCCACUACAAGAUGAAGAACAUGAGUUUAGGAGUGCUCAGUUAGUUAAUGUACGUUUUCACACCCAAAAGAAGAAAGAAAGUCACCGCAAGAAGAGGAGAAGGGAAAGUAAAGGCACCAUCAAUCUCCACUAUAUAUCGUUCGUCAGCCACACACUCUACAUCUGGUCAAUUCUCUGACAUGCCCCGGAUCUUCCCUCUUCAUUCCUUCUUCAUUACUCUGUUAAUUGCUUCGGUACUCCCAUGGCUGCCUUCAGCUUCAUUGUGGGCAUCAUCGGCAAUGUAAUCUCCAUACUAGUUUUCGCUUCUCCCAUAAAAACGUUCUCAGGAGUGGUGAAGAAGAAAUCAACAGAGGAUUACAAAGCGCUUCCAUAUAUAACCACGCUGCUGAGCACAAGCUUGUGGACUUUCUAUGGGCUUCUCAAGCCGGGAGGCCUGCUCGUCGUCACCGUCAACGGCACCGGAACUGUUUUCCAGUUCAUCUAUGUCACUCUGUUUCUCAUCUAUGCUCCCAAUAACAAAAAGGUAAAGUUGACGAAGCUGGUGGGCUUGUUAGAUGUUGGCUUCCUUGGUUUAGUAAUUGCAAUCACUCUGUUAGCAUUCCAUGGAGACAUGAGACUCACUUUCUCUGGAGUAAUUUGUGCAGCAUUCACCAUUGGCAUGUAUGCAGCACCCCUAUCAGUCAUGAGAACAGUGAUAAAGACGCAGAGUGUAGAGUUCAUGCCAUUUCCCCUUUCAUUUUUCUUGUUCCUCAACGCCAGCUCCUGGUCUACUUACGCCCUGCUUGUCAAAGACUACUACAUUGGAGUGCCAAAUGGAAUUGGGCUUGUGUUGGGUUCUUCCCAACUACUGAUCUAUGCAAUCUACAAGAACAAGUCAGAGUCUCCAACCUCAACUGAGAAGAUGGAGGAGGAAGAAGGCUCAGCCCACCUGGUUAGAGGAGCAGUUGAAAUGCAGGCCUUCGACAACGACGACGCUGCCAAAACGAAAAACCAAAACCUCCGCAAGGGGCGGAGCCUCCCGAAGCCGAGCGUGUUGCGGCAGCAGAGCUUGCAGAAGAUCAUGAAGACAUUUUCACUGAGUCCAUAUGAGUUGCACCAUGGUUGGCCCAAUGAGAAGUGAACUGGGAAUGUGAACAAUGGCCACCUCCCUCUUGAUGAUUCCAAUGGAAGCCCAAAUGGUGAUCAAGAGAGUUUUGAGUCUUGGAUGGAACUCCAAGUGCAUUAUAUUCCAAGAAGCCUCAUUUAUAUUGUAUGUGAAUAGAGAGGUGGAAGAGGGAGUUAGGGUUGGCUUUGAUCUAAAGUUAUCUUUGUGAAGCCUUUUUAGGUUUCCUCAAUGUGCAAUAAAAAUGGGAUAGAUUUCAA
This is a messenger RNA of Malania oleifera, 1415 nucleotides long. RefSeq names its product bidirectional sugar transporter SWEET16-like. The coding region runs from base 295 to 1173 and encodes 292 amino acids. The transcript has 6 exons. The record is from RefSeq and is a predicted model, not a curated record. NCBI's taxonomy places the organism in Eukaryota, Viridiplantae, Streptophyta, Magnoliopsida, Santalales, Ximeniaceae. Gene Ontology annotation, molecular function: sugar transmembrane transporter activity. Gene Ontology annotation, cellular component: membrane. Gene Ontology annotation, biological process: carbohydrate transport.